ACUCUUUCUCAAACCUUAUUACUUAUUGCAUUGUUUUUUACAAUAUCUGACACCUCCCCUCCAUUUUUGUUUUAUAAUGUUUCGCAUGCCACAAAAAAAAAAAAAAUGAAAAAAAGAACCGUCGAUUUUUACAAUAUAUUGGAGACCUCAGAGCUCGUACUUUGAUUCCUGCAUUGCAUGUAACCAAACAAACCCCUCUCUCUCUCUCUACCAACUUCACCUUCUUCUUUUGCCUUCCUCAGCUUAAAUUCAUGUGAUGCUGGAAAAUUUUGCUCAAACACUCAAAUGGGAAAGAAGAGUGGUACUUCAUGGCUGACUAUAGUGAAAAGGGCGUUCAGGUCUCCCACUAAAGAUUACGAUCAGCCAAAAAGUAGCAGAAGAAGAGAUGAACAUGAACCAGAAGAGGAAGAAAAGAAGAGAGAAAAGAGAAGGUGGCUUUUCCGGAAGCCUACUCUUCAUGUUCAACAAUGUGAAGCAAGGACAGUGACUGUAGAUGCAAGUGCGCCUGUGAGUCCUGUUUUGGAUGCUGAGCAACGGCAUGCAAUUGCUGUGGUCGCAGCAACUGCAGCUGUGGCUGAAGCAGCAGUGGCUACUGCCCAAGCGGCAGUAGAAAUUGUUCGGCUCACUGAACCGAAUAACUUUGCUAGAGAACACUAUGCUGCUACACUCAUUCAAACAGCAUUCAGAGGUUACUUGGCAAGGAGAGCUCUACAUGCACUCAAGGGGCUGGUAAAGCUUCAAGCUUUAGUGAGAGGUCAUAACGUUAGGAAGCAAGCAAACCUGACACUGAAAUGCAUGCAAGCUCUGGUUCGAGUACAAGAUCAGGUUCGCAACGAAAGAUCAAGGCUUUCGCAUGACGCCGGUCGAAACUCCAUGUUUGCUGAAACAGACCUUCACUUGUGGGAAUCCAGAUAUCUUCGGGACAUUCGUGACAGAAAGUCAAUAUCUAGGGAGAAAAGUCUUGGUGAGGACUAUUGGGACGAAGGGCUUGAACCCGUAUUGCAUAGUAGAAAGGAAGCUGCUUUAAAACGUGAAAAGGCUCUGGCUUAUGCUUUCUCUCAUCAGAUAUGGAGGCCUGGGAGGAACCCGUCUGCAGGGAAUGAUGCAGAGCUAGAAGAGAGAACAAGAUGGCUAGAAAGAUGGAUGGCCACGAAGCAAUUUGAGAACAGAAGCCGAGCUUCAAUUGACAAAAGGGACUCCAUAAAAACAGUUGAGAUCGAUACGAAUUCAAGGCCUUCCUCAUGCACAUCUUCAAAUGUCCCAAUUUCAUCGUCACAUUCGCAACAUCAAAAGCAGCCGGCCUCCUACGCCAUUGCUUCAGCUUCACCCCUGCACAAAUCACAGUACAUGAAUCAUCUCUCGCCUGCAACACCCUCUCCUUCAAAACCAAAAGCUCUGAAAGUGAGGACGGCGAGUCCAAGAUGCCCGAAAGAGGAAAAUUACUAUUGUUCAUCAGCUGCACACACACCAAGCUUAUCAGGCACCAAUGCUUAUUGCAGCUUCAGGGGUGCAAUGUGCCGUUCUGGAACACCAAAUUACAUGGCUUCUACUGAAUCCGCAAAGGCCAAGGCUCGAUCGCUUAGCACACCAAAAACAAGGCCUUCUACACCCGAGAGAGAAAGAGGCAGCGGUUCAGCCAAGAAGCGCCUUUUGUACCCUGUCUCGGCUGAGCCACAACAGCAUGAUUGUGUUGGCAUUGAUUGUAGUAGCUUUAGCCAGAACUUGAGAAGUCCUAGCUUCAAGAGUGUACAAAAUAAUGACUACUAUGGGAGGCAGAACUUGUCGUCGUACGCCAAUACCCUAGGGGGAGAGAUUUCUCCAUGUUCAACCACUGAUCUGUGGUGAACCUAGUUUUUAAUUUGUUGUCUGGUUUGGAACUGGAAUGGAAAUUUUAUUAUUGGUUUGGUUGGA
Pyrus x bretschneideri (Chinese white pear) is the source of this 1911-nucleotide messenger RNA. RefSeq names its product protein IQ-DOMAIN 17-like. NCBI's taxonomy places the organism in Eukaryota, Viridiplantae, Streptophyta, Magnoliopsida, Rosales, Rosaceae. The record is from RefSeq and is a predicted model, not a curated record. Gene Ontology annotation, molecular function: protein binding. The transcript has 5 exons. Bases 286 to 1845 code for a protein of 519 amino acids.